UUUCUAAUUCCCAAUUUAAACACCUACCGAAAAACACCAUGUUCACCCUCCAAAUCCACACCGUCGACUUUCCACAACCUCUUCCGACCACCGUCGCCACCACUUCCUCCGCCGCACACAGCCCAAACCCUAACACUAACCUCAGCAGCCUAAGCCUAUCAGAACUUAGAGGGAUCGCCCAUCUGUUCCGCCACCUUCCCUCUGCCACCACUAUCGCUAACCCAAUUGCCCGCACCACCACCGUUUUCAUUGUUGCUGUCCCAAAUUACCUCUCCCCUGAUGAUUUCCUCCUUUUUUGUGGGACCCAUAUUGCUGACUUCUCUCAUGUCCUCUUCCUCAAGAAUGAUGGAAUAGAACAUAGUUACAGUGUGUUGAUCAAUCUUGUUAAUCAAUUGGCUGCUGAUGGGUUUUACUGUAGCUUCAAUGGCAAAAGGUUUAGGCCUACUGAGGCUGAGAUUUGCCAUGUUUACUUUAUUCAAUCAGUGGAAUAUGCAGAGUCAGCACAUAUUGCUAGUACGCCUCCUGCUGGUUAUACUGAAUUGCCAACGUGUCCAGUGUGCCUUGAAAGGUUGGACCAAGAUACAAGCGGAAUACAGAGUACACUAUGUGAUCAUUCAUUUCAGUGCUCUUGUGUCUCAAAGUGGACCUAUUUGGCAUGCCAAGUCUGCCGACUUUGUCAGCAGCAAGAUGAGAGACCUACCUGUUCAGAGUGUGGAACGUUGAAGAAUCUUUGCGUUUGUCUGAUUUGUGGUUUUGUAGGGUGUGGAAGGUAUGAGAAAAGGCAUGCUAUAAAACAUUGGAGUGAUGUAGCGCAUCACUAUUCACUUGAAUUGGAAACCCAACAAAUCUGGGACUAUGUAGGCGACAAGUAUGUCCACCGCUUGAAUCAAUCGAAAGGUGAUGGAAAGUUGGUUACUGUGAAUUCGCGUUGUACAGCAGUUGAUGGAGAAUGUACAACUUGUGGCUAUGAUGAGGAUUCAAGUUUUAGUGGUGCUCUUUUCACCAGCAAAGUUGAUUCGAUUGUUGACGAGUACAACAAUCUUCUUGCUAGUCAGCUGGAGGCUCAAAGACAACAUUAUGAAUCUCUACUAGCGGAGGCAAAAAGUGGAAAGGAGAGUUCAAUAUCCAGGGCGGUGGAGAAGGCAGUUUUCUCUAAGAUGAAUGACAUGCAAGCUAAGAUAGAAAUGUAUACAGAGGAGACGAAGUCUGUUGCAGAGAGGAAUCAAGUGCUUCUGAAAAACCAACAGCUUUUGCAGACCAAGUGUAAAGAAACUGAAGAAAGGGAAAAGUUAUCGCUCAAGUCGAAGGACGAGAAAAUACUGGAUCUCAAGGAACAGAUACGGGACUUGAAAGUUUAUGUUGAAGCUCAGAGAAAACUUUCAAACAUGGGAAUUUCAGAUGGGAAGGGAGGGUCAGUUCUCUCUGUAGAAUCCAACCAAUCUUCCAGCAAUUCUCGAAGGCGAUCAAAGCUAGGUCGAAGAAGGAACUAGUAGCGAUGGAUCAUCCUCCGCACCUGUAUUAUAUGUGUUUGAGCAAUGUAGAUGGCAGAGUAAUUCAGUUUUGGUGAAGAAAAAAAAGGUUGAUACCUGUAAAUUCAUGAAGUUGGCCAGUGUAAUGAAUUCUUCCAGCCAAGUUCUGGAAAGAGGAGGUCCCAAAAAGUGAAUUAUAUGUUUAUUUCAUUGCAAGUAUGCUUUGGAAAUUGGGAACUA
This is a messenger RNA of Nicotiana tabacum (common tobacco), 1709 nucleotides long. RefSeq names its product BRAP2 RING ZnF UBP domain-containing protein 1. Gene Ontology annotation, cellular component: cytoplasm. Gene Ontology annotation, molecular function: zinc ion binding; ubiquitin protein ligase activity. The record is from RefSeq and is a predicted model, not a curated record. Gene Ontology annotation, biological process: Ras protein signal transduction; protein ubiquitination. NCBI's taxonomy places the organism in Eukaryota, Viridiplantae, Streptophyta, Magnoliopsida, Solanales, Solanaceae.